This is a messenger RNA of Engraulis encrasicolus (European anchovy), 1032 nucleotides long. RefSeq lists its product as uncharacterized. The coding region runs from base 16 to 1032 and encodes 338 amino acids. The transcript has a single exon. Lineage: Eukaryota; Metazoa; Chordata; Actinopteri; Clupeiformes; Engraulidae. The record is from RefSeq and is a predicted model, not a curated record.
CACCAAUACUUCCGCAUGACGAAGGAGCAGUUUGACGACCUGUUGAGCCGUGUGGGACCGCGCAUCGCCAAGCGCAACACAAGGAUGCGCGCAGCCAUCGAGCCGGGGGAGCGUCUGUGUAUCUGUCUCCGUUACCUGGUGACCGGGGACUGUUACAAGACCAUCGCCUUCAGCUUCAGGGUGGGUGUGACCACGGUGUCCAACAUCAUUGGAGAGGUGUGCCAGGCCAUCUGGGACUGUCUGGUGGAGGAGUUCAUGCCGGUGCCGACCAAGCAGGACUGGAGUGCCAUCGCUGAGGGAUUCCUGCAGAGGUGGAACUUCCCAAACUGCUUGGGAUCCAUCGACGGCAAGCAUGUGGUCAUCCAGGCUCCCCCCAGGUCAGGAUCCAAGUACCGCAACUACAAGAAUGCCUUUUCCAUCGUGCUUCUUGCAGUUGUUGACGCAGAGUACUUGUUCCGGAUGGUGGAUGUGGGUGCCUAUGGCCGCAACAGCGACGGUGGCACACUGAACAACUGCCCAUUCGGCGAGGACCUGAAGGAUGGCAAGCUGGACCUCCCAGGUGACUGUGUCAUCACCGGAGCGGAACAUCUGGGGAAGCUGCCACAUGUUUUUGUGGGGGACGAGGCCUUCCCCCUCCGGCGGAACCUGCUGCGCCCUUUCCCCGGCACCCACCUGAGCAGGGAGAGGAGAGUUUUUAACUACCGCCUCAGCCGUGCCAGGCUGACCGUUGAGUGUGCCUUUGGCAUUCUCGCCAGCAGGUGGAGGAUGUACCGCCGUUCCAUCACCCUGUCGCCUGAAAAAGCAGAGCUGUGCGUAAAGGCCACCUGUAUCCUGCACAAUUUCAUUCGGGUGACGGGAAGACACACAGGGGCCAGGCCUGUCGUCAUGGAGGAGGGUGAGGAUGAGCUUGUGCUGCACGAUCUGACCCAGCUUGGCACCAACAAUGCAGCCAGAGCUGCCAUUCGGGUGAGGGAGACCUUCGCAGGCUACUUCAGUGCAGAGGGGGCUGUUCCUUGGCAGGGGGAUGUGUAG